ACGUGUAGCUUCUUUGAUUUUUGCUAGGCGGCCUGUCAACAGUUUUUCAUCAAAAAUCGCUGAAAAGUUUAAAGUUCUAGAUUAUAACUACUUAUUUUUACUGUUUAAUAGCAGUUGUGUUUGCUCCAAGUGAAAAACAUUGUUUCUAUCACCAACUUUUGCACAUUCCAUCAGAAAUUCACUGAAAACCGCUCGCUGUUGAAAAACAACAAUGGCGGCCAGGACUAGCCGAAUUGACGAAAGUGCUGACGAUGGAGUUCCGGCUGAAUUUUGGGAAAAUUUCCUGGAGGAUACGAUCAUGGACGACAUGAACGAAAUGCCUACGGAGGAACAAACCAAGAAAAAGAAGGAGGAAGAUCUGGAGAAGGUGAGGAAGUUCAACGAGGCAUGGAACAUAGCUCCACCGGUCGAGGAAACCCGGGUUGUGGUAAUGGAACGGCAACCAGAUCCAACACCGGAACCGGAAUCAAAAUCCCUUCCGGAGCCGGAAACGAAGACGUUACCGGGGGACGAACCACAUACCGUGGAAAGAUCGGUAUCGCCGGAUGAUUGUACGCUCGUUUCAGAGGUUCGUGAAACGAUUGCUCUUGACGACGAACCAGUUCCGGAAAAUUCGGUGGUUGUAAUUCCUUCAGAGGGGCAAGCCAAGGAUCCUCGUUUGAAGCGUCUAGAGGACUCCUCAGUACAAAGUCCCUCUAGUCCAACACAAGAAUCUAGGAAUCUGGAGUCAAGUCAAGGUCCACGGUACUUCCAAAGAGAUACGGAUCGUGAUCGGGAGGAGCAGUUACGUCGAGAGAGGGAAGAUUUCGAAAGGGCUAGAAGUCGCCUCCGUGGCCGUAGUCCGCAAGUAGUUUCGGAUGAGGAUGAUGAUGACUCGAGGCAUCGAUUCGGCAGGGCACGUUCCCGUUCCCGGUAUGGAAGAAGCAAUUCUCGUACUCGAUCUAGAAGCCCGAGACGAGGUCGUAGCAGCCGCAGGUCCCGAUCACGGAGCCGAGAUCGCAAUUCACACUCACGGCGUAACUCUCGGUCGCGAUCUGGAUCUCGGGCGCGGCGAUCCUUUGCCGACGAAAUGAGGGACAAACUCAGCAACGCAACAGGGAACUCGGACGCACCGGCAUCGGUAAUGUCUCAGAUGUCUGCCAUGAUGCAGAUGAUGAUGGAUCCGAAGAAUAUGAACAUGAUGAAUAUGAUGAACCCCAUGAUGGCCAUGAUGAUGAAUCCGAUGAUGGCCGCGGCUACAGCGGCCGCUUCUAAUGCCAGCAAAUCCACAGGGUCGGGGACAAACGAUCAGCAGGACAAAAAAGACGACAUCACAGCACAGCUUUUUGUCGAUGGCAAGAUUAACCUAUCAGAUUAUUUGGCAUCUAAGAAUCAUCAUGAUGGAAAAAAAUCUUCAAGAGUCAGCUCAAAAGUGGUACAACGUAUCAAGGAGGCAAUCGGGAUUUUGGACAAACAGGAAACUAAACUUCAAUCAGCUAAAUUUUUGUAUGUAGCUCCUACAUACCAUUCAGAUUUGAAGAAGCUGGACAAUCGAUCGCCGCUGAUAUGGAACGAUCAGAAUGUGUUGUAUGCCAUGAGCAGCAAAUCGAAGGACGUCGUUCUGUGCGAACCGUUCCGCAAUGUCAACCAGAAGAUGAAGCAGAUGAUCGACAGGCUGGGUCUUGACGAGGGUAACGUUUCUCAACGCAUUGCUCAGCGCAAACGAGAAUUCGAAGCUAAUCAAUCGGUUGCCGACGUGGGUACUAUCCAAGCGAUUACAAUCGUUCCUGUAAGAGGUGGUGCAGCUACCAAGCGUAUUAUUGACCGUUCAAUUCAAACCGAAGACCUUGGAUGUUUCGAGUGUGUACAGAGACGUAAUAAAACGUACGUAUCAGCCACCACUCAAACUCAAACGCGAGCCCGUACAGCGGAAAUCAGUGUUCAAACUGACCGUGACCGAAACGUAGAAAUGAAUUCAAUGAGUGAUCUGAAUGCCAACCAAGUUAAGAUCAUCAAUGAAAUUAUGAAGUACAUGAAGAGACGUCAGGUAUCGGGAAGCAUUACCAAUCUGAUGCAUAAUUUGGAGCGAGAUGCGCCGGAGCUUCGAAACCAACACUUGAAUGCCGGAUUGCAUUACGUUUCGGAAAUCCAUGAAAGAAAUGAGCGAAAUGCAACUCGUUAUGCUGGUCCCAAUCCAUUCAGUGCGAAUAGCCGUGGUUCUCGGGAUCCUAGGCAGGCAAAAUCUUUCGAGGAUUCGCAUCGUGGAGUUGAUUUCGAUGCCAUCAAUCAAGUGACAUCGCUGAUGCCGGCCGGUUUCCGUAAAUCACCUGAUCGUCAACCCAACAGAGGCUACAGGCGUCAGUGGUAGGUAUCCGUUGAUGUGUUGAAUCGUUAGAUGAUCGCCGCAUAAUCUUUCAAAAUUGAACUAACAAACAUACAUUUAAAUGAUUCAAAGAUA
Molecule: messenger RNA, 2437 nt
Organism: Uranotaenia lowii
Lineage: Eukaryota; Metazoa; Arthropoda; Insecta; Diptera; Culicidae
Exons: 3
Coding region: 212-2347 (711 amino acids)
Source: RefSeq, a predicted model, not a curated record